Penicillium lagena is the source of this 1200-nucleotide messenger RNA. Its product is annotated as D-2-hydroxyacid dehydrogenase family protein. Bases 1 to 1200 code for a protein of 399 amino acids. Gene Ontology annotation, molecular function: NAD binding; oxidoreductase activity, acting on the CH-OH group of donors, NAD or NADP as acceptor. The transcript has a single exon. The record is from RefSeq and is a predicted model, not a curated record. Lineage: Eukaryota; Fungi; Ascomycota; Eurotiomycetes; Eurotiales; Aspergillaceae.
AUGCUUCCAACCAGUCGACCCGCCCUCAAUCCUCUAGUCAGCCGCCUCUACCGCGGUAAGACUACAAGUUCAUCGACAUCAAGCAUCCCCAAAAUCGCUAUUCUAGACGACUACCUCAACAUCGCAACCGACCACUUCGCCCACCUCCCGCGCUCAAAAAUAUCCCUAACAGCCUUCACCGACUCACUACCACCAUACACACACUCUAGCACGACAACCACCCAAAAAGAAUUGCUAAUCACCCGCCUAAAACCAUUCACCGUGCUCUCCGCCAUGCGCGAGCGCACCCCCUUCCCCGCAGAAUUACUGCGCGCACUACCCAAUCUCCAACUCAUUCUCGCGACAGGGACGCAGUUUGAGACGUUCGAUCUUGCUGCUGCGCGCGAGUGCGGGAUCAUCGUUACUGCUGCGCCGGGCCGAGGCCGUACAGAUUCUACAUCUACCAAGCCGCGCCAUCCCAGUAUCAAAGCCGGUGCAUCCCAUCCAACAACACAGCAUACCUGGGCUUUAAUCCUAGCGCUAGCCCGGAACGUCGCCUCCGACGACGCAGCGAUGAAAGACCCCACGCGCCAAGCGUGGCAGACGAGUCUGGCGCGCGGGCUGUACGGGAAAACGCUCGGGGUUGUGGGACUGGGUCGGCUCGGCGGCGCGGCGGCGCGCAUCGCUGUCCUGGCAUUUGGGAUGCGCGUUCUCUGCUGGAGCGAGAAUCUGACGCAGGAGAAGGCGGAUCGGAAAGCGGUAGAGUUGGGGCUACCGCUUCGGGACGACAGUGGUGCGCCGACUUUUAUGGCUGUUCCGAAGAGGGACUUGUUUUGUAAGUCCGAUGUUGUCAGCUUACACUAUGUUCUCGGUGAACGGUCGAGGCACCUUGUCUCCGGGCCGGAAUUGGGCUGUAUGAAGAAGGAGGCGCUGCUGGUCAAUACUUCUCGCGGGGGGCUGAUUGAUGACGAGGCGCUGUAUGAUGCAUUGGUGGAGGGGCGUAUUGGUGGUGCUGCGCUUGAUGUCUUUGAUCUUGAGCCUUUGCCGCGAGAGAGUUAUUGGCGCUCUACGGAAUGGGGGAAGGACGGAAGGAGUAAUCUUUUGCUCACGCCGCAUAUGGGAUAUGUGGAGGAGGCACUGAUGCAUACGUGGUAUGAGGAGACGGCCGAGAAUUUGGAGCGGUGGUUGGAGGGCAAGGAAUUGCUGCAUCGUCUUGCAUGA